CUCUUACAGGGGUCCCUGAGCUCCCCUUUCAGCAGAAGCAGUUAGGUCCGAUGGGCUGAAUGGGGCUUUCCUGCUACCAAGAUGUCAUUGCCACCGACAGUGACCUCCGGGCCGGAGCUGCACAGCCCUGAGGGGGCUGCGAAGAAGCUGCAGACCCUACCAGUGCGGGGUACUUGGCGGGCAAGCAGUGAAGGCACGCCCAGCACCCACCGUGAGGACACUCGGCCCGGCCUGGGCACCCUUCGGUGGGCUUUCUCCCGGACAAGCCAGCGGGCCUCAGGCCAGGCCCUCGAGGAGGACCUGGGCCUGUUCCAGCGCAGCUCCCGCUUCCUGUUCCGGUCCUUACGGCGUGCCCAGGAUAAUGGCUCCCCUGCCCACCAGCCCCAGGCCACUGCUGUGCCAGGGGUGACCCAUGGCCCAGAGGUGCCCUCUAGGGUCAUGGAUGGGGGCCGCCGGCAGUCCUCCGCUGGGGUGGGGCCUGAGGAACUGGAACCUGAGGCAGAGGGCAAAUCUGUGGCCGAUCUCAUCACCGAGCGGCAGCUGCUGCGGGCCUUCGAACAGCUGCGGCAGCUGGAGGUGCGGCUCGUGGCCGAGAAGGCCUCGCACACCUUCGAGGAGGACCCCACCGGCUUCGCGCGGCGCGCCAUGGACGUGUGCCUGCACUACGACGGGCUGGCGGCUGAGAUCGGCGCCAUCGUGCGCGAGACGCUGGGCCCGGACGGCGUGGACGCGGCGGCGCUGGGCGACCUGGCCCGCGUGGUGCGCGCGGAGGAGGCGGCCCACCCGGUGCCCCCGGCCGACGGCGACUUCCUGCUCACCCCGCGCCGCUGGCGCCAGCACUGGGAGGACGCGGUGAGGCGCAGCGCGCAGGAGCGCGUGCGGCAGGCGGGCGCCGGGGAGGCUCGGGGGGCAGCCGAGGCCGAGGGCGCAUCGGGCCUGGCCCAGCUUCUGGCCGAGCUCGGCGGCUUGGUUCGCAGCGACCUGCACAAGGUGCGGCAGGAGGUGCAGCCGGCUUACUCGGCCGCCGGCCUCCCGGCGUGGGAGGCUUACCUGCGCGCCUUCCACGGCGCGGUGGCCCAGCGCCUGCAGGAGCUCGCACAGGACGCCCGGGGCUGCGAGCAGCUCUAUGUCCUGUUGGACUGGGCGGCCAAUGUCUAUGGCAGUCCUGACUUCCUGGGUGCCCCGGACCUGACUCUGGCCACAGAGCCACUACCCCCACUCCUGGCACCUGCCUUGUGGGCCCGCCUGCAGAGUGACUACACCAGCUUCCUAGAGACCAAGAUCACGAGCUGCUUCGAUAGCAUCCUGCAGCUAGAACAGAGUCGUUGGGCGGACGCUGAGGCCCCCGAUGUGCUACAGGGCCUCUACCACACGCCGCUGUCCAUUGAUGUCCACAUGCUCGUGGCAGAGCACGUGAAGGCGGCCGGUGCCAUCUCUGCGGAACUGGAGGCCACCACCCUGUGCAUCUGCACGCGGGCGCUCAGCCUCUUCUUGCCCAGGUUUGAAAAGGCUUUUCUAGAGUCGAAGGCAGUGAACGAGCCUCAUCUGGGCGCCAAUAUCAACGCCUGCGAGGAGCUCAGGACCCAUCUUCUGGCCAGGUUCCCAGGAACCUUUGAAGAGCUGGAGAAACCUCUAGCGGCUGCCACCUGCACCUUCCAGAAGCGGCUGCUCCAGGGCCUGCAGUGUGAUGUGCAACCGCUUUUCAGGGUCCUGUGCACCAAGGCCUGGCUGACACAGGACGUGCUGCAGCCGAUCAUGGACAAGGUGGUGGCCUUUGCCCGCCAUUUGGAGCACGUGGCCCCACUGCGGGCGCAGGAGACUCUGCAGGAGGUGCAUCGGUAUGUGGUCCGUGAGUACCUGGCCCAGGUGCUGAGGCCGCGUGAGCGGUUCCGGGGUGAGGAGCGCAUGACUGGCUCCCAGAAGAUGGGCCUCGACGCCCAGGCCAUUGGUGACACCUUCCAGGGCUUGGGCUCUGAGGCCACGUGGCUGGACCAGGCUAUCCCGUGUGUGGCUGACAUCCUGGGCGAGACUUACAAAGAUGACAUCCGGAGGCACCUGGAGACACUCAUCGGGAGCUACCCUGACAUCAGGCGGGACCACGUGCUGGCCAUUCUGGCUCUGCGCAGACUGGGCCACCGGCGGAACCAGCGCCUCCUGCAGCAUGCCCAGUACCUGCUGAGGGCUGCGGCCAAGGCGGGCGGCUCCGCGGCUGCUGGGGGCCACGUGCUCUUCGAAGAGAUCGAGGUGUCUACCUCCAUGGACCUGCUGAUCACCUGCAUCUAA
Molecule: messenger RNA, 2283 nt
Organism: Odobenus rosmarus divergens (Pacific walrus)
Lineage: Eukaryota; Metazoa; Chordata; Mammalia; Carnivora; Odobenidae
Gene: EXOC3L4
Product: exocyst complex component 3-like 4
Exons: 13
Coding region: 82-2283 (733 amino acids)
Biological process (GO): exocyst localization; exocytosis
Cellular component (GO): exocyst
Molecular function (GO): SNARE binding
Source: RefSeq, a predicted model, not a curated record